Molecule: messenger RNA, 965 nt
Organism: Corticium candelabrum
Lineage: Eukaryota; Metazoa; Porifera; Homoscleromorpha; Homosclerophorida; Plakinidae
Product: TIP41-like protein
Exons: 7
Coding region: 16-816 (266 amino acids)
Biological process (GO): TOR signaling
Cellular component (GO): cytosol
Source: RefSeq, a predicted model, not a curated record
UCCCGUAUUAAAAGAAUGCCUGUCAGUAAGGAAUCGUUUGAGUUUGGCCCUUGGACUGCUACGGUUAGCAAAGGCCCUAUCUUAAAGUCUGCUGACAGAGAGAGACUAGAGGCAGAACUGAGUCUUCCUCUUCCUGAGAUGGUCUUUGCUGAUAACAUGUUGCAGCUUGAACAUAAGGAUGGAUUUGGCGUGAGAUUUAUUGCUCUUGAGGCAUUGAGAUUGGUCGAUACUAAGGACGACACAAUAAAAGUGGCUGACGCUGAAGUUUGGAAGAAAACAAGGGCUACUGUUGAAGGCAUUAAUAACGUUAUCAAGCCAUUUGACUGGACAUACACGAACAGCUACAACGGAUCAUUAUAUCAUCUCCCAGGAGCACAAUCAAUGACAACUGAAAAGACUGAUGAGAGAAUUGAUCUCGAAAAGCUAAAAGAGCAGGAGAAGAUAUUUUUCUUUGAUGAUGUUCCUCUCUUCGAAGAUGAACUUGCAGACAACGGCAUAGCAACCAUGAAUGUUAAAGUGCGAGUGAUGGCCAGUGGGUUUUUUAUUUUGUUGCGGUUCUUUUUACGAGUGGAUGGCGUCCUGGCUCGGUUGCAUGACACAAGGAUAUACCAUCAGGCGGGUACUGAAACAAUGUUGAGGGAGUUUACUAGGAGGGAAGGUUCGUUUGAUAAAAUGAGGGUUCCACGUGUUGAUCUCGUAGAUCCUGCAAAGCUAAGCAAUCAUCUUACACUGACAGAGACAAUAAGAGAUAAACUGGUGUUUCCCAAUGAUGACAAGGCAUCUAGUGCAUGUCAUAGAACAGAAACAGCAAAUUAGACAACAUCACUGAUUUAGACAACAUGUAAUGAAUAUAGUACACUACAAUCAGACUUUAUCAUGAAUUCGUGUAUUAAAUUUUCUUGCUUUUUCUCACGAUACUUAUUUAUUCUUAAGGCCUAAUUUUAUAACAAAAUAACCAAUUUUUU